This is a messenger RNA of Fomitiporia mediterranea MF3/22, 1159 nucleotides long. RefSeq lists its product as uncharacterized. Bases 959 to 1147 code for a protein of 62 amino acids. Lineage: Eukaryota; Fungi; Basidiomycota; Agaricomycetes; Hymenochaetales; Hymenochaetaceae. The record is from RefSeq and is a predicted model, not a curated record. The transcript is spliced from 2 exons.
AUAUCAUUCCGAACCUGAGCGCCUCGUCGGGUCCAGCACGCAAAGCUUGUCCAGCAGAUCACAAGCACGGAUGAACAGCUUCUUGUAGUUAGUUCGCCCGUUCGUCGCGAUUCGAUAGUGAUAUACGUGUCGUCGUGCUUCCCCACACACCCAACGAAUAAAAUCUAUCACUACUCUAUGAGGAUGAAGUGUAUGUUAGCGAAGCACAUUGAAGCACAUCGAUGAUUACAUCCGGCUCCCGGAUGUCGACUAGGAACCGUCACCAUCGCGUCACCGCCGCGUACACCUAGACAAUCUACCUAUCUACUCAGCCCAGACCAGGAAGCUUUACCCUAACUUGAGCCCCGUGCAUAUUUCGUGGAUCUCCGUCUUCAUUUCCCAGCACGUUCACAUUUUCAAAUCAAAUACCUAUGGGUCUCGGAGUAGUAUCCAUUUUUCGAUCUAUUCACGCAGAAAACGCGCGGGCUUGAGAGGAGAUUCAGAUCCAGAUAGGCUUUCUUGUCUGAGUGCGAAUUUCACAUCUCGAAACGAAAUCAGAGAGUCAAGUAUCAGGGUAUACCGGACGGACGGAUGGACGAGCGGUAAGGUGCGUCAGCUCGUGUUAACAACACUACGCAACACACUUCCGUUAGUGCCAGACGUAAUAACAUACAUACAAUUAACUCACUUCGUGGAGAUCACGAGGACUAGGCAUGAUCACAUUCCGUCGCCCAAUCUCACAUUGACAAGACUCCAUUACACAAAUCUCGUCAAAGCCAUUCCUUCUGAAUCAUUCCCCACCUGGUCUCGCACUCUUCCGUAACUCAAGAUCCGAUUUCCCUCUCUCACGGACACACUUAACAACACCUAAACAUUCUCUUGUCGCCUCGCGUCGCUCACACAUCCGUAAACCGUGAACCGAGAACAAAGUGAUGAAUGAUGGAGAUGUUCGAGACAUCUUCUCUAGGAGACUCCGAUCAUGGAUGUCAUAUCUGAAGAUUCUGAACCUGGAUCGCCCUCAUCCAGACCACAGGAUUCCAGGAUAAUUAAAUUAAAUUAUUCUACUUUGUCCCAUGCCACGCCAUGCCGAUCUCAACCGUCCGUGAUUAUCUUCCGUCCCGUCUCGCUUGUCCCUCUGGUUGCCUGUGAUAAUGAUAUGAUGGCUUGAUCAUUGAUGGGA